Penaeus chinensis is the source of this 1120-nucleotide messenger RNA. RefSeq lists its product as uncharacterized. The coding region runs from base 32 to 580 and encodes 182 amino acids. The record is from RefSeq and is a predicted model, not a curated record. NCBI's taxonomy places the organism in Eukaryota, Metazoa, Arthropoda, Malacostraca, Decapoda, Penaeidae. The transcript has 5 exons.
CACGAUCACUCCACAGGAGAACUGAGUGACGAUGGCUCCCCGGUUUUCCUGGUUCCUGUGCCCCCUGCUGGCGCUCCUCCUGUGCCCCGAUGCCGCCCUCUCUGCCACGACGCCUGAGCAGAUAGACCUCCCGAUACUUGAAGGAAUGACGCGGAAAGGAAGUAGGACUGGUCAGUUCGCUGUGCUGUAUCUGAAAGGGAGGGAGCUCAGUGGCCUGACGUGCCAUCAGAUUGCUUACAAUGAUACGGUAAAUGUUGAUGCCAAUUGCAAUUUCGCCACCGUCUUCUUCAAUGUGCAACUGGCGGAUGAUGAAGAGACGCUUAGACAUAGUGAGUGGCAACUGAUCCACACAGCACUGAGGCCCAUGCUUCAGAAAUGGCAAGCGGCCAACCCAGCUACAUCAGGUAACACCAACUGCCCCGAGACACUCUAUCUCUACAGUGUCCGUGAUCCAGACUUCAACUACAGAGAAGCCAGAAUUGUAGAACUUGUACACAAGCGAUCGCCUGGGAGAUCCCUAGGAUCCUCAGCAAUGCAAGGUGCUCCAAUACGAAGAUCGUCGUGGGAUUUUCAGAGGUGAAUCUAACCUUCUUAGCAGAAGCCUGUAGAGCUAAAAGGUUAAUGAAUACGAAAGGUAUAACUCAGUAUCACCUGAGGAGCGAACUUGCAAACAAACAACUGGACUGUCGUAAUGAUCGUUCCCAGCAAACGACAGUGGUGACAUGCUAGGUUAUUCCGCGUCGCAGGACCGGGUCGUGAGGGAGGACUCGCGUGGCAUUCCCGUGCUGCAACGAGAGGCUCUCUGGUCACGGCGAGGCAAGCGUUGCAAGAUGGACUGGCUCGGAAAACGGACCCGGAAUACGUCGGUCCGCAAGCUGUGUUGAUCAAGCUUGGGACUGGAUUUGAUGUCUUUGUUUGAUUCAUAAAGCAGUAUCUUUUUCUUGGUGUUAUUUGAUAAUUAGUGUAUAUUCGCAUCUAUCAAUGAGCAAUAAAUGAAGGUUUUUGUCUCUCCUGUCUUCACUUGUCUUAAUGCAUCUUGAUUAAAACAAAAACAAAAAAAAAAAAAAAAAAACACCAACAACAAUAAAUUCUGAUGCUUAGAAAUAAAAAUAUCUCUGCA